Protopolystoma xenopodis is the source of this 474-nucleotide messenger RNA. Lineage: Eukaryota; Metazoa; Platyhelminthes; Monogenea; Polystomatidea; Polystomatidae. The record is from the annotation of a GenBank genome assembly.
AUGUUAGCAGUCAUUGAUGAUGCCGAAUACGAUGUCGGCGAAACGUUUGAGAAUGUACCAAGUCCACCAAUAUCUGAUGCUGGGAAUGAUGACAACUACUAUGACAGACGACUUCGGACUAUGUGCGUUCUACUAAGUCGCCCUGACAACAAGACCAAGGUUACUCGCUCUGACGAUAUCCCUCCGAUGACAAACGAAUGUUCAACACGGACUCAUUGGGUUGCGAGACGGUACAGAAACACCUCCAAGGCAAUCCUUCUUCUUCUUCUUCUUCUUUUUAUUCUUUUUCUUCCGGUGAGGCCAAUUCACGAAUUCCUUGCAUGCGCCACUUCAAGCGAAGUUAAAGGUAGCCAACAUCUACCUAUUAAAAAAGUCUUGAAAUCCCCGCUUCUCUGCACAAAGUGUGAUCAGCUUGUAUCCGCGUUGACGUCCAGUAAGCGCAUUGUAUUCAGUAUAAAGGCUGAAAUUAAGUAG